Molecule: messenger RNA, 324 nt
Organism: Staurois parvus
Lineage: Eukaryota; Metazoa; Chordata; Amphibia; Anura; Ranidae
Source: the annotation of a GenBank genome assembly
AGUCCGGACACUUUCACCCCCUUCCUGUCGGACACUUUCACCCCCUUCCAGUCCCGGGCCACUUUCACCCCCUUCCUGGUCUCUGGACACUUUCACCCCCUUCCAGUCUCGGACUACUUUCCCCCCUUACAGUCCGGACACUUUCUCCCCACUUCCAGUACCGGACACUUUCCCCCCCUUCAAGUCCAGACACUUUCCCGCCCUUCCAGUCCCCGGACACUUUCACCCCCCUUCCCAGUUCCGGACACUUUCCCCCCCUUCCCUUCCAGUCCAGGACCAUCUUUCCCCCCCCUUUCCUGUCCGACACGUUCACGCUGCCACACC